UUUUGUGUUCCUCCUGUGUAUGUUAGUUAAGGUCUUUAACAGAUUUGUCUGACAAUGUCUUUAUGCAUGAUGCAAGCACUGUGUUUUGUGUCUCAUCCCAGUUAUUGACCACCAAACAGCACAGAUUACACAGAAGAUAAUCUGAAGAGGGAGAAAAAGACUGUUAGGAAAAAGCAUGGUGAGGCUGAUUUAGUGUCCCCUUUUCUACAAGCCAGCUGCUUUAUUCUAGUGGGCUUGGCAAAACCAGAGUGAGCUAAAACAAAGUGGUGGGUUGUGGUGGUGGGCUGCAUUGCCCUUGUCCAGUGGAAGCUGGUGGUGAGAUGGAAGAUCCUAGCACCCCACAGGUAUCCCCCAAAUCUCUUGAAACUUCUGGUUUUAUCUGAAUAUAGCAAAAACAUUUUUCCAUAUGUAGACUUUCAGUGGAUAGAAAUAGCAUUUUGGGGAGAGCUGUCAGAUGUCAACCCAAAAGGCAAAAGCUUUUUUCUCAAUUUACAGGCCUGAAGAGGUGAGGAGCAAGGGAAAUGUUACAGUAGCUUAAAAAACAAAGCCAGACAAACCCCAAAACCCAACACCUCAGUCCCCGUGGAAUAAAAAUGUACCAGGAAGAAUCCAGUCUUUAUUACUUUGACUGUACAAUGGGUGCAUCUGGUAGGGGCCUGAAUAUGUGUUGUGCUCUGAGAAGGAACACAGGAUAGAGAAAACAGCUUUAUGAAUGCCUGGCAGAGUCACUUGCUGCCAAAUGUGUGCUGAAUAGAAAGGAUUGUUGUAAAUGGCGUGUCUGGGUGAUGUGCCCCCUCUUAGCCAGCAGCUGGUGAGUACAGGACGGUGAGUGCUAUCCUGCAGUGAUACAGUUUCCGGAGGGUGAUCUGGAGGAGAACCAGACUCUGCCUUCUAUGGGUCUCUGGUGAAACCUGGCUGAAACUGACCAGAUGGAAAUGCUACCUUGUACCACUGCUCAAGUCUUGACCUGGCUGUCUUCCCCGAUAUAGUUGCCCAGGGUAAAGGACACAGCAAGCAGAUACUGGUGCUGGGCCUGGAUGGGGCUGGGAAGACCAGCGUUCUCCACUGCCUGGCAACUAACCACGUCAAGCGCAGCCUGGCUCCCACCGAGGGCUUCAACGCUGUCUGCGUCAGCACCGGAGAGUCCCAGAUGGAGUUCUUGGAGAUCGGGGGCAGUGAAUGUCUGCGUUCGUACUGGAAGAUGUACCUGCCCAAAGUGCUGUUGCUGAUCUAUGUCGUGGACUCUGCAGAUCAUGCCCGACUGCCUGUGGCGAAACAGCUGCUUCAUCAAAUGAUUCAGAACAACUCCACCCUGCCAGUGGUGGUUCUGGCCAACAAGCAGGACCUUGAAGGUGCAUAUUGCAUCACCGAUAUCCACGAUGCUCUGGCACUGUCUGAUAUUGGGGACAAGAGGAAGAUGUUCUUGAUCGGUACCCACGUGGCAGAGGAUGGCUCCGAGAUCUCCUCCAGCAUGAAGGAUGCCAAAGAGCUGAUAGCGCAGCUGGUUCUGGAAGCACAGUGACAUCUCCUUUCCUACAACAUGAUAUUUGCAGCUGAGGGAGAUGAGGUGUUAGCAUAUGGUCAGUUUGCUGCGUGGUGACUGAGAUGUACAGAUAUCUUUUCCUUGUGGGUGUGGAAUUCCUCUGAAAAUGAUGCCUAGUUGGUAAGAAUAUCUAAUUUAUAGUGGUUUUAAAAUGCAUUUGAAAAGUAGUCUAUUUUCUAGCCUGUUACUAGGGGAAAAUUAGUCUCUCAGACAGCAGAAUUAAGGGAGUAUAUGGCUUAGAUGGCUUCUUGCCAAGCAGGAAUCAAACAUUGACUUCAGUGGAACAAAGUUGUAUGCAAUGAAUUUAACCUGUCUUGAUGUCUCAGGCUUAAAUUGAAAUAUGUUUACUCCACAGGUGUUACAGAACCUUAUUAACAGUGUUGUUCUGUUAAAAAUGAGACCUCACUCCUUGAGUGUCAGAAAUUUAAGGGCUGCGACUAGUAUUUUUGACAGUGAUUGUUUUUGUUGUCACUGUAUUUGAGCCAGUUUUUAAGAGAGUGGCACAUUAGUGAUCUCUGGAAACUGGAUUGGUUACUACUUCUUUGGUGGGUAAGGACAAGAAAAUGAAAGCAGUAAGACAUUGUUUUCUUGGCUACGGGGAGAAAAACCAAAACUGUAAUUUAAGGUAGUGACUGAAAGCAUUUAAGUUAAAUUGGUAUCAAAGUUAGGAAACUCCUCCAUUAGGAUAAGCGGCUUAUUUUGGUUUAGGCCAGGUUGUCCUCAAGUAAGCACUCUUACAUGUGAAAAACUUGUUGUUUUUUGAAAAUGAUUUCUGUUUGAUUUCUGGUUUUUGAAAGUGAUUUCAAGACAAGUUGCUGAGGAUCAUCACUCUCCCCGUGUCCUCGUAAUUGUACUCCAAGAAUGUGAGCCGGGAUCCGAGCACUUCUGUGAAGGACCUGGUUUACAACUGCUUUUAUUGUAUGAGGGUUUUACAGUUUUGCCCUUUGGAACGAACGCAUAAAGUAGACAAUUUUACCCUAAA
This is a messenger RNA of Columba livia (rock pigeon), 2525 nucleotides long. RefSeq names its product ADP ribosylation factor like GTPase 9 (gene ARL9). NCBI's taxonomy places the organism in Eukaryota, Metazoa, Chordata, Aves, Columbiformes, Columbidae. The coding region runs from base 1151 to 1522 and encodes 123 amino acids. The record is from RefSeq and is a predicted model, not a curated record. Gene Ontology annotation, molecular function: GTP binding; GTPase activity. The transcript has 4 exons.